Molecule: messenger RNA, 1340 nt
Organism: Lucilia cuprina (Australian sheep blowfly)
Lineage: Eukaryota; Metazoa; Arthropoda; Insecta; Diptera; Calliphoridae
Exons: 2
Coding region: 581-1192 (203 amino acids)
Source: RefSeq, a predicted model, not a curated record
UAGAUAGAUAGAUAUAAAGUUCUCAUCAUUUUGUUUCAACUAUAACAAAGAUUAAAAAAUGUUAUUGUCUUUACGAUGCCAUUAAGAAUCUAACAUUCUUAGCACUUAAGUAUUACUGUUACCGAUGUACGAAACACGCUUCAAAACGAGCACAAUUAAUUAACACAUUUCCACAACUUAAAAAUAAUCAUCAAAUUAAUAACCUCCAAAUCUAGCACUUUUUCUCUGAACUACUCUACAGCUACACAACAAUAUAAUUCCACAUUGGCAAUUAACAAUAUUGAUGUUAAUUACAUGCGGUUGUAUCGGUAAUAUUUAUAAUAGAGAUACUCGAAAACAGAAAAUCAAUACUAAAUUCGAUAAAUCCUAUAAAAGAUUGUUUAAAGUUUUAUAAGAGCUCAAAUUAGUUCGCGUUUCAGUCUGCUUCUGAUGCAAUAGGAAAAAAUUAACAAAAACCUUAAAAGUUUGUAACAAAAGCGUAAUUUAAUAACAAAAAGAAGGAUUAUUUCAUUUGAAACAUUGGAGUGAAAACAAAAUUGUUUAAUUUUGUAAGAAAUUAAAGUGUACAUAGGCCGUGAAUAUGAAAACUAUUCAGGUUAUUGCUUUGUGGUAUACAAUAGCCACAUUGGCCGCAUUUGGUUGGUCUCUACCAUUACUAGAUGCCAGUUCGGGUAUUGAUAAUGAUACCAUUGAGGAUUUGCGAGCUAGUAUUAAUGAUUCUCCUAAAAAUUUGUAUGUAGUAAAGGCUGUUGUCUAUGAAAUUGGAAUUUUAACUGAAGUGGACGACAAUGAUACUACCAGCUUUGAGAGCCAAGAACGUGUGGAUUUAACCUUCUUUGAUGCCCACACUAAUGAAAGUCACAUUGAUUUAGGCAAUAUUCCCCUACCCAUACAAACCAAUGUAAGUGGCCAAGUAUUGACCGGCAUCGCCCCGGUUAACAUCGGUGCCUUUAGUAGUGCUUCGGAAUUAUUACAAACACUUCCCCUUACGGGCAGUAUUGUUAAUAUUACACACAGUGAUACUGCGUUCUAUAAACUAACCAAAUCAAAUGUGAGUGACGAAGAAAAACCAAGAAUUGUCAAUAUGGAAGAAAUAGCCACUAUACCUGAAGCAGCUGCACUAUUCCCUUCGUCAGAGCCAUUAUCCUCACAGAGAGAUGAUAUUGUUGCCAAUUCGAUGAAAUCUCAUUAGAAAUCACAUAGAUGUAUGUUUAGAGGCUAGAAAGACUGGCGCAUUUAAAAUACAAAUUAGAAAGCAUAUCAUUUUGUAGAAAUAAUUAUAUUGUAGAUCAAUAUAAAGAAUAUAAUAAAUAAGAAAUUUUCAUGUAUUCAUCAAUAAU